Messenger RNA from Pteronotus mesoamericanus, 15609 nucleotides. RefSeq names its product usherin (gene USH2A). Lineage: Eukaryota; Metazoa; Chordata; Mammalia; Chiroptera; Mormoopidae. Gene Ontology annotation, molecular function: protein binding. The record is from RefSeq and is a predicted model, not a curated record.
AUGCAUCGCCUGGCCCUCUCCCUGAGCUUUGGUUUCUUGCUUCACACCCUUGAACCGUUGCUCUUCCCCCAUUUCGCCUCCAUCCCGUGGGCCGACGCCCAGGGCCUUUUCCCGAGGCUGGAGAACGUGGCCGCUUUCAAGGCCGUGUCGGUCGUGCCCGCCGACGCAACGUGCGGGCUCCCGGGCAGAAGCGCCUUCUGCCGCAGCGGCGCGGCCGCCGGCGGCCUGGAGGUCUGCGCCCGGCGCCGCUGCGCCCAGCACUGCCCGCACGGGUCGGCCCCCCCCGCCUACGCCGCGCUGCUCCCGGCGGGCCGGCCGGGCUGCGUCGCCCCGGACACGCGCGACCUGCGGCCCGGCGCGCCUGCGCACUCCGCAAGCUUUGUUUUCGGGAGUCCCGCGAACUGCUCUUCCUCUCCUCCUGCUGCAAGGCUGGCGGCUUCGUUUACUUUGGCCGUGUGGUUGAAACCCGAGCGGGAAGGUGUAAUGUGCAUUAUAGAAAAGACGGUGGAUGGGCAGAUUGUGUUCAAACUCACAGUAUCAGAGGAAGAGACCAUGUUUUAUUAUCGCACAGUCCAUGGUUUGCAGCCUCCAAUAAAAGUAAUGACACUGGGGAGAAUUCUUGUGAAGAAAUGGAUUCAUCUUAGUGUGCAGGUGCAUCAGACAAAAAUCAGUUUCUUCAUCAAUGGUUUGGAGGAAGAUAAUACAGCUUUUGAUGCAAGAACUCUAAGUGGUUCAAUUAUAGAUUUUGCCUCUGGUGCUACCCAGAUAGGACAGAGUUUAAAUGGUUUAGAGCAGUUUGUUGGAAGAAUGCAAGAUUUUCGUUUAUACCAAGCGGCACUUACAAACAGAGAGAUCCUGGCCGUCUUUUCCGGAGACCUGCCCCGCCUGCACGUGCAGCCCCAGUGCCGCUGCCCCGGCAGCCACCCCCGCGUCCACCCUGUGCAGCAGCGGUACUGCGUGCCCAAUGGCGUGGCGGACACGGCCGGCAGCAGGGUGCUGCGGCUGAACCCCAGAGCCCACCCGCUUUCCUUUGUCAAUGACAAUGACGUCGGCACGGCGUGGGUUUCACGUGUGUUUACAGACAUGACCCAGCUUCAUCAGGGAGUGACUAUUUCCAUAGAUCUCGAAAAUGGACAAUAUCAGGUGUUUUAUAUCAUCAUUCAGUUCUUUAGUCCCCAGCCAACAGCUGUACGGAUUCAGAGGAAGAAAGAAGACAGCUUAGAUUGGGAAGACUGGCAGUAUUUUGCUAGAAAUUGCAGUGUAUUUGGAAUGGCAGACAAUGGAGAUUUGGAAAAUUCUGAUUCUGUCAACUGUCUUCAGCUUUCCAAUUUUACUUCACAUCCCCAUGGUAACAUCACAUUCAGCAUCCUAACACCUGGACCAAGCCGCCGUCCCGGAUACACUGAUUUCUAUAACACCCCAUCUCUUCAAGAGUUUGUAAAGGCCACACAAAUACGGCUUCAUUUCCGUGGACAGCACCACGCAGCACAGCCUCCCGUCAGCCCUGGACGCCGAUACUACGCGCUCAGCGAGGUCACCGUCACUGGCAGGUGCCAGUGCUCCGGCCACGCUGCCUACUGCGACACCUCUAGCCAGCCCUACCGCUGCCUCUGUUCUCAGGAGAGCUUCACCGAAGGCCUCCACUGUGAUCGUUGCUUGCCUCUCUACAAUGACAAGCCUUUCCGCCCUGGAGAUCGAGUUCACGCUUUCAACUGUAAACCUUGUCAGUGCAACAGCCACUCCAGAAAGUGCCACUACGACCGCUUAGUGGAUCCAUUCCCAGCCGAGCACCACAGAGGUGGGGGAGGAGUCUGUGAUGACUGUGAACACAACACCACAGGAAGGAGCUGCGAGCUGUGUAAGGAUUACUUUUUCCGACCGGUUGGGGCAGAUCCUUCAGCCAUAGAUGUGUGCAGACCCUGUGAUUGUGACAAAGCCGGCACUAGAAACGGUAGCCUCCUGUGUGACCAGAUCGGAGGCCAGUGUGAUUGUAAGAGGCGCACGACUGGCAGGCAGUGCGGCCAGUGCCCGAGCGGAUUCUUCAACCUGCAAGAGCAGGACCCCGAUGGCUGCAGACCCUGCGCCUGCAAUGCCGCUGGGACCGUGGAUGGAGAUAUCACCUGUCACCCAAAGUCAGGCCAGUGCAAGUGCAAAGCCAACGUUAUUGGGCUCCGGUGUGAUCACUGCGAUUUGGGAUUUAAAUUCCUCCGGAGUUUUAAUGACGACGGAUGUGAACCCUGCCGGUGUAACCCGUACGGCUCCAUGAACCAGCUCUGCGACCCUCUUUCGGGGCAGUGCGCUUGCAAACGGGAAGCCAGAGGACUUCGGUGUGACGCCUGCGGAGCGCACUUUUACGGGCCGGACAUCACUGGUUGCAAGGCCUGUGGCUGCGACGCCGCCGGGUCCCUCCCUGGGACCGUCUGUGACGCGGGCACAGGGCAGUGCCGUUGUAAGCCCCGUGUUGGAGGCAGACAGUGCGAUGGAUGUCUGGAAGGAUACUUCCUCCUUCAGCAAAACAACUCUUUCCUCUGCCUGCCCUGUGAUUGCGAUAAGACUGGGACAGAGAACGGCUCUCUGCUGUGUGACAAAUCAACGGGACAAUGUCCUUGCAAAUUAGGAGUAACAGGUCUUCGCUGCAAUCAGUGCGAGCCUCACAGGUACAAUGUGACCAUUGGCGAUUUCCAAGGCUGCCAGGUGUGUGAGUGUGACUCCUCGGGGACAUUACCUGGGACCGUUUGUGACCCGGCCAGUGGCCAGUGCCGAUGUCUGCCUAAUCGUCGAGGAAGAAGGUGUAAUCAGUGUCAGCCAGGUUUGUAUGUCUCUCCAGGCAAUGCCACUGGCUGCCUGCCCUGUUCCUGCCACGCGGCUGGUGCGGUGGAUGGCGUCUGUGACAGCCGAACGGGCCAGUGUGCUUGCCGAGAUGCGUCCACCGCGGGGCCCCGCUGUGACCGCUGUCAGGGCCUGUACUUCGGAUUCGAUCCUCGGACGGGAAGAUGUCAGCCUUGCAAUUGUCAUCUCUCAGGAGCCUUGAAUGAGACCUGUCACUUGGUCACGGGCCAGUGUUUCUGUAAACGAUUUGUCACCGGCUCAAAGUGCGAUGCCUGUGUCCCCGGUGCCAGCCACUUGGAUGCCAACAACCCGUGGGGCUGCAGCAAAUCUCCGUCCCAGCAACCCCCACCCAGAGGACAAGUUCAAAGUUCUUCUGCCAUCCAUCUCUCCUGGAGCCCACCUGGUUCCCCCAAUGCCCACUGGCUUGCUUACAGCUUAUUCAGGGAUGGCUUUGAUAUCUACACAACUGAGGAUCAAUACCCAUACAGUACCCAGCACUUCUCAGACACUGGCCUGUCACCAUAUACCUCGUAUUCCUAUUCCAUCAAGACCACCAAUGCACACGGCUCCACAGGGAGCACAGCAGUGACCUACAGGACAGCACCAGGGGUCCCGGGGGGAAGCUUGAACUUGAGUCACGUCACUCCUGUUGGCUCCGACUCCGUGACCCUUACCUGGGCAGCACCCUCAAAUUGUUCGGGGCCAGUAGAGAAAUACAUUUUGUCCUGUGUCCCUGUAGAUGACAUUCAGCCGUGUGUUUUCCACGAAGGUCGUGAAACCUCAGUGACCAUCCAGCACCUGGUCCCGUUCAGCAAGUACCGUUUUUCCGUGCAGGCGUGUACUCAUGGGGGCUGUUUACACAGCUCGCCCAUAACAGUGACCACAGCCCAGGCACCACCCCGAAGGCUGGGCCCACCUAGGGUGCAAAAGAUCAGCUCCACAGAACUUCGUGUAGACUGGGCUCCACCGGUGGAACCAAAUGGUAUAAUUAUAAGAUAUGAACUAUACAUGAAAAGAUUGAGAUCUAAUGGAGAACCCACGGCAGCAGAAAGCCGGGUUUUUGAGAGCAGCGGCUGGCUCAGCCCUCACCUGUUCGCAGAAGCAACCAGUGAGCCCGUGCUGAGAGCGCCCCGGACGUCCGCAGCCAUUGCUGGCCUGCAGCCGUACACCACGUACGAGUUCAGAGUCUUGGCCGUGAGCGUGGCUGGAAGCGUGUCCUCAGCCUGGACCUCAGAAAGAACUGGAGAGUCAGAGCCUCUGUUCAUGGCGCCUCCUUCAGUCCUCCCCCUCUCGCCGUACUCCCUCAACGUGUCCUGGGAGAGGCCGGCAGACAACGUGACAAGAGGGAAGGUGGUGAGGUACGACAUCAGUAUGAUUUCCGAACAAUCGCCUCAACAGUCUUCUCCGGUGGUGGUUUCACAGGUGUUGGCCACGAAUGAAUCCCAACAACUGUCCUGUGUUGUAAGCGGCCUAAAACCUCACAGAGUCUACAACUUCACUGUUUCUCUCUGCAAUUCAAUUGGUUGUGUGGCCAGUGCUCCGGGAGCUGGACAGACAUUAGCAGCAGCACCGGCCCGGCUGCGCCCACCUCUGCUGGAAGCGCUCGGCAGCACCGCCAUCUGUGCCCGGUGGCUCCCUCCUGAAGAACUGAACGGCCCCGCGCCGGUCUAUCGGCUGGAGAGGAGAGAGGUCUCGCUCCCGGCUCCCGGGGCCACCGUGGUGACGGGGACACGCUUCCCAGGACACGGGUAUUACAGGUUUCCCAGCUCCACCCACCCCGCUGGGACAGGCUUUACGGGCAUUAAGGCCAGCUUUCGCACAAGGGCGCCUGAAGGUCUGAUCGUCUUUGCCGCAUCCCCGGGCAGCCAGGAGGAGUACUUUGCCCUACAGUUGAAGCAGGGACGUCCUUAUUUUCUGUUUGAUCCUCAGGGCUCUUCAGUGGAAGUGACCACAACUAACGAUGGCGGCAGACAAUACAGCGAUGGCAGGUGGCACGACGUGAUUGCUGUUCGGCAUCAGGCUUCCGGCCGGAUCACGCUGGAUGGGCGGUACACAGGCUCCUCUGGGCCCCGGAACGGCAGCAGCAUCAUCGGGGAGAACACGGGCGUGUUCGUGGGCGGCCUGCCGCGGGGCUACGCCAUCCGGAGGGGGCAUCCCGACAUAAUCCGCAAGGGCUUUGUGGGCUGCCUCAGGGACGUGUAUUUUAUGAAGAGGUACAGUCCCUCCGCUCUCUGGGAGCCACUGGUUUGGCAGAAUUCUGAAGAGCAACUCAACGUGCACAAUGUCUGGGAAGGGUGCCCCUCUUCCUUACAGGGGGGCGCCCAGUUCCUAGGAGCAGGGUUCCUGGAACUUUAUCCAGACGUGUUUCGUGGCGGACUGGACUUUGAGAUUUCCUUUACAUUCAGAACAGACCAGUUGAAUGGAUUGCUUCUUUUCAUUUACAACAAAGAUGGACCUGAUUUUCUUGCUGUGGAACUGAAGAGUGGACUUCUGAGCCUCCGGUUAAACACCAGUCUUACUUUCACCCGCGUGGACCUGUGGCUGGGGCUGUCCUACUGCCGUGGAAAGUGGAAUAAGGUGAUCGUUCAGAAGGAAGGUCCCGUGGUCUCAGCAAGUGUGAAUGAGCUGAUGGAGCGUGUGUCUGAGUCCAGAGCCCAGCCGCUGACCGUGAAUUCCCCCAUCUACGUGGGAGGAGCCCCAUCGUGGCUGCAGGACUCUUACAAACACCUGAGUUUGGAACCAGGUUUCGGGGGCUGCGUGAAGGAGGUGGCGUUUGCACGGGGUGCUGCCGUUCACUUGGCGUCUGUGUCCAGCGGUGCUGUCAGAGUCAAUCUGGACGGGUGCCUGUCAAGUGACAGUGCCGUUAACUGCAGGGGAAACGACUCCAUCCUCGUGUACCAGGGAGGAGGGCAGCGCGUUCGUGAGCAUGGCCUCCAGCCUUUCACAGAAUACCUGUAUCGAGUGAUAGCCUCACACGAAGGCGGUUCUGUCCGUAGUGAUUGGAGUCGGGGACGAACCACAGGAGCAGCUCCACGGAGCAUGCCGCCUCCCUCCGGAGUCCGCGGCAUAAAUGGGCACAGCGUGGACGUGACCUGGGAUGAACCCGUUGCGGUGAGAGGUGUCAUUGAGAAGUACCUCCUGAGAGCCUACCAGGAGGGGGGCAUCCCCCGCCCACGCCGCACGCCCGCUGCCACGUUGGAGCUUGUCAACGCCAACGCCCGCACAGGCGUGUUGACAGGCCUGCGCCCCUUCACAGCCUACGCGGUAACCCUGACUGCUUGCACCCUGGCUGGCUGUGUGGAGAGCUCGCAGGCGUUGAACAUCUCUACUCCACAAGAAGCCCCACAAGAGGUUCAGCCACCAGUAGCCAAGUCCCUUCCCAAUUCUUUAUUUCUCUCCUGGAAUCCACCCAAAAAACCGAAUGGUGUUAUAACGCAGUACUCUUUGUAUAUGGAUGGGAUGCUCGUCUAUUCAGGCAGUGGAGAGAACCACACAGUCACAGAUUUAGCAGUAUUUACGCCCCACCAGUUUCUGCUUGGGGCGUGCACCCACGCGGGAUGUACGAACAGCUCCCUGGCCACCCUGCACACGGCACAGCUGCCCCCAGACCACGUGGAUCCCCCGAUUCUGACCAUCCUGGAUUCCAGAACUGUCUAUGUACAGUGGAAACAACCAAGGAAAGUAAAUGGAAUUCUGGAGCGUUAUGUAUUAUAUAUUUCAAGUCACAUGCAUGAUUUUACAAUUUGGGAUGUCAUCUAUAACAGUACAGAGCUUUUUCAGGAUUGCAGGCUGCAGUACCUUUUGCCUGGUACUAAAUACCUCAUCAAGCUGGGGGCUUGCACGGCGGGCGGGUGUGCCGUGAGCGGGGCCAGCGAGGCCCAGACUGCGGAGGGCGUGCCCGAAGGUGUGGCCGCCCCCAGCGCACACUCCCACUCACCCUACUCCUUCAACGUCUCCUGGACGGAGCCUCAGCAUCCAAACGGUGUUAUCACUAGUUAUGGGCUGUAUCUGGAUGGCGUAUUAAUUCAGAAUUCCUCAGAACUCAGCUGUCACGUCCGUGGGUUUGCUCCGUGGAGCUUACAUUCCUUCCGAGUGCAAGCCUGCACGGCCAGAGGCUGUGCGUGGGGCCCUCUGGUGGAAAAUCGAACUCUAGAAGCUCCUCCGGAAGGAACAGUAAAUGUGUUUGUCAAAACAGAGGGAUCCCGGAAAGCCCACGUGAGGUGGGAAGCCCCUUUUCACCCGAACGGACGCUUGACAUAUUCAGUCCUUUUUACUGGGACAUUCUACGCAGAGCAAGCAGAUAAUAACUACACUCUCCUAAAGGGCACAAGAGUGGUGCACAGCGGUGGAGAGGCUGACCUCUGGGUGCCUGUCGAUGGGCUGCUUCCUUUUACUAACUAUACCGUCCAAGUGAAUGCUUCCGGUGCCCAAGGCAGCUUGCUGAGUGGCCCCGCCGUCCUCGUCACGCCGCCAGGCGCUCCAGAUGGCGUGCUGCCUCCCAGGCUUUCAGCUGCCACUCCGACCAGUCUGCAGGUCGUCUGGUCUACACCAGCUCGCAACAACGCUCCAGGCUCUCCCAGGCACCAGCUCCAGAUGAGGCCGGGCCGCUCCCCCGACGGGUCUCCAGGGUUAUUUUCCAGUCCCUCCACGUCGUUGAGCUAUGAAGUGAGAGACCUCCAACCGCACACCGGGUAUGAGUUUCGGUUGGUUGCCUCCAAUGGAUUUGGCAGUGCACACAGUUCUUGGAUUCUAUUCAUGACGACAGAGGACAGACCUGGACCUGUCGACCCUCCAAUUCUUCUGGAUGUGAAAUCAAGAACGAUGUCUGUCACCUGGCAGCCCCCUUUGGCGUGCAACGGGGUUCUCACCCAUUACAACGUCUACCAGCACGGCCGCCUCCUUUUGAAAGCCUCUGGAAACGCCACCCGUUGCACAGCAGCCCCGCUGCGCCCAUACACUGCCUAUACGUUUCAGGUGGAAGCCUGUACUUUGAAAGGCUGUUCCCUCUCACCGGAGUCCCGGGCUGCGUGGACACUCCCGGAGGCGCCAGAGGGUAUCCCAGCCCCAGGCCUCUUCUCUGAUACCCCGACCUCUGUGAUCAUAUCUUGGCAACCCCCCACCCACCCCAACGGCUGGGUGGAGAGAGUCACGAUUGAGAGAAGGGGCCAAGGGAAGGAAGAAGUUACUACCCUGGCGACUCUCCCGAGAAAUCAUUCCAUGCGGUACAUUGACAAGACGUCUGCGCUCAGCCCGUGGACAAAAUACGAAUACCGGGUGCUGAUGAGCACGCGUGACGGUGGUGUGAACAGCAGCGCUUGGACCGCAGUGGCCACGAGACCCUCCCGCCCUGCUGGGGUAGAGCCGCCCACGGUGCGCGUGCUGGGACCCGAUGCAGCCGAGGUCACUUGGAAGCCCCCGCUCACCCAGAACGGAGAUGUGCUCCGCUACGAGAUCCGUAUGCCCAACGCUCACGUCCCAGUCACCGACACCGCCCCCUCGGCGUUGAGGCGGGUGAUCGCUCGUCUGACCCCUUUCACAAAUUAUUCUGUCACCGUCGUGGCUUGCGCCGAGGGCGGCGGGUAUCUAGGAGGGUGCACGGAGAGUUUGCCCACCCGUGUGACCACCCACCCCGGCCUGCCUCAGGACGUCCACCCAUUGUCCGCAGUCCCACUAAGUGAAUCGGCGGUCAGGGUCUCCUGGCAGCCGCCAGCCAGGCCAAAUGGACCCAAUAUAAGAUAUGAGCUUCUGAGACGUAAAAUCCAGCAGCCACUUGCAUCAAAUCCCCCAGAAGAUUUAAAUCUGUGGCACAAUAUUUAUUCAGGAACUCAGUGGUUUUAUGAAGAUAAGGGUCUUAGCAGGUUCACAACCUACACAUACAAGGUCUUUGUCCACAACAGCGUGGGUUUCACACCAAGCCACGAAGUGAUGGUGACGACGUUAGCGGGUACCCCACAGAGAGGCACCAACGUCUCUGCAAUUGUCCUUAACCACACGGCCAUUGAUGUGAGAUGGGAUAAACCAACUCCGCAAGACCUACAAGGUGAUGUGGAAUAUUAUACGCUUUUUUGGAGUUCUGCUACCUCAAAUGAAUCUCUAAAACUCCUCCCAGAUGUGAACUCUCACAUCAUUGGUCUCUUAAACCCAAACACGGAGUAUCGGAUUGUCAUCUCUGUCUUCAAUGGAGCCCACGGUAUCAACAGUGAUGUGCUGUAUGCAACUACUCGCGAUGGGGAGCCUCAGGGCAUGCUUCCUCCAGAGGUUGUCGUCGUCAACAGUACAGCUGCGCGCGUCACCUGGAUGUCUCCUUCCCACCCAGACAGCGUUGUCACCGACUAUUCUGUGUAUGUCAAUAAUAAGCUCUACAAGACCGGCAUGAAUGAGCCCGGGUCUUUCCUUCUCCGGGACCUGUCUCCCUUCACUGUCUAUGACGUUCAGGUCGAAGUCUGCACAAAAUACGCCUGUGUGAAAAGCAGUGGAACCCAAAUCACCACUGUGGAGGAUACUCCAAGCGAUAUUCCAACACCCACAAUUCAUCGCAUCACUUCGAGAUCCCUUCAAAUUGAUUGGACAACUCCAGGGAAACCAAGUGGCAUCAUUCUCGGAUACGAUCUCCUACGGACAACGUGGCACCCAUGCCCUACAGCCCGGAAAAAGGCCCAUGGAAAGCCCUGCCUGGCCGUGAUGUGUCAAAAACAUGAAGCCGUCUGUGGACACAGGUGCUAUUCUCCUGAGGCUGAGGUGUGUUGUGCCGGAGUUCUCUACGAGGCCCAGCCGGAACACCAGUGCUGUGAUGAGAAGUAUGUCCCUUUUGUCUCGAAUUCAACUGGAGUUUGUUGUGGUGGCCGAAUACUAGAGGCACGACCAGAUCAUCACUGUUGCUCUGGGUAUUACAUUCGAAUUCUCCCAGGCGAGGUGUGCUGUCCGGACGCCCGGCACGGCCGGGCGGCCGCGGGCCUCGGCGACGCCUGCUGUGGCGCAACCCCGUACUCCACGUCGGGAGGGCAGGUCUGCUGUGCGGGGAGGCUCCGCCCCGGCCACGGCCUGCAGUGCUGCGGGGGCCAGGUCGUCAGCGAAGACCUCGAGUGCUGCGGGGGCACCGAGCAGGGGCGGGCGUACAGCCGCCUCCCAGGGAUGCGCUGUUGUGGGCAGGAUUAUGUGAAUGUGUCAGAUACCAUAUGCUGCUCAGCUUCCAGUGGAGAAUCUAAAGCACAUGUUAAAAAGAAUGACCCGGUGCCAGUAAAGUGCUGUGAGACCCAGCUUAUUCCGGAGAGCCAGGCGUGCUGUAAUGGAGUUGGCUAUAAUCCCCUGAAAUAUGUUUGCUCUGACAAGACUUCAACUGGAAUGACGAUGGAGGAACCCGAAGCAUGCGGGACUGUCUGCCCUGCCUCUAUGGCAGCCACCGCGCACUGCGGCAGGUGUGACUUCAAUUCCACCAGCCACCUGUGCGCUGUGAUCAGCGCACCUCGCCAUUCCACAGAGAAGGCAUCAGGGGAAGGAAUGUGCUCCUCUGUGGAAGAGACUGUUCACGCGGGACAUGCAGACACGUUCUCCUUCACAGAUGUGAACCUGGAGCCCAGCACAGUGUAUGAGUACAGGGUCUCCGCUUGGAAUGGCUACGGGCGAAGAUUCAGCCAAGCUGUCAGUGCCAGCACGAAAGAAGAUGUUCCUCAGGGAGUGAGUGCUCCGCGGUGGGUCACAACGGAUCGCCUUGAGGAUGGAAUCGUCUUGAACUGGAACAAACCUGUGCAAUCGAAUGGUCCAAUCCUUUGCUACAUUCUCCUUCGAGAUGGAACGGAACUUUUUCGGGGAACAUCUCUGAGCUUCUGUGACACAAAGGGAAUUCAGCCUUUCCGGGAGUAUUCCUACCAGCUGAAGGCUUGCACAGUCGCUGGCUGUGCCACCAGCGGCGAGGUGGUCGCAGCCGCCCCCCAGGGAGCUCCGCAGGGCGUCCUGCCCCCGAGAAUCACAGCCCCCAGUGCGGACGCUCUGCGCUUGAGCUGGAGUGUCCCGGAGAAACCGAAUGGGGUCAUUCAGGAGUACCGGCUCAGGCAGGUCGGCAAAGGUCUUCUCUACACUGACGCCGCUGACAGGAGGCAGCAUACGGUCACAGGUCUCCAGCCAUACACCAACUACAGCUUCACUCUUACAGCUUGUACAUCUGCUGGAUGCACUUCAAGCGAGCCUUUUCUAGGUCAGACUCUGCAGGCAGCACCUCAAGGAGUUUGGGCCACACCGCGACACAUUGUCAUCAAUUCCACAACCGUGGAAUUACACUGGAGUCCGCCGGAAAAGCCCGGCGGCCUCGUUUCUCAGUAUCAGUUGAGUCGUGAUGGAACCUUGGUUUUCCUGGGUGACGGUGAGGAGCGGCAUUUCACUGAUAAAAACCUGGAACCCAACAGCAGAUAUAUUUACAAGUUGAAAGCCACAACGGGAGGUGGCAGUAGUUUUAGUGAUGAGUACCUUGUACAAACACCUCUACGAACACCAGAAGAAAUCCAGCCUCCAUGUAACAUCACAGUAACUGGGCCUGACUCCAUAUUCAUAGCUUGGACUCCACCAGGGACCCUUAUCCCCCAGAUGCCCGUGGAGUUCAGCGUCUUGCUGGGAGCCGGACGCGGGGCGCCCGUGCGCUUCCCCGCAGGCCGCCGCCAGUCCAUCCUGCUGCAAAGCUUGGCUCCAUUCACGCAGUACGAGAUCAGGAUACAAGCAUGUCAGAAUGGAAGCUGUGGGGUCAGCAGUAAAAUGUUUGCUGAAACACCGGAAGCAGCCCCAGAGGACCUAAGUGCCCCGGUUCUUAAGGCCCUGGGAUCAGCUCGUGUAGAGGUGACGUGGAAGCCACCUACGAAACCCAACGGCAUCAUCAUCAACUACUUUAUUCAGAGGCGUCCCGCGGGCAUUGACGAGGCGGCCCUGGUGUUUGUCUGGUCAGAGGGAGCCCUUGAAUUUACUGAUGCCGCUGCCGCUCUGAGGCCCUUCACACUCUACGAGUAUCAGGUCAGAGCGCGGAACUCCAGGGGCUCCGUGGAGAGUCUGUGGUCCUCGGUGCACACACUUGAAGCCCCACCCCAGCAUCUGCCAGCGCCCUGGGCUCAAGCCACCAGUGCUCACUCAGUUCUGCUGAACUGGACGAAGCCAGGCUCCCCCAAUGGCGUCAUCUCCCAGUACCAUGUGGUCUACGAAGAGAGGCCAGACGACCCAACACUGAGCGUCUCUACCGUGCAUGCUUUCACAGUGAUGGGAACAAGCCAUCAAGCCCACCUGUUCGGGUUAGAACCAUUCACAACGUAUCACGUUGGUGUUGUGGCCAUCAACCAGGCGGGAGAAGUUUCAAGCCCCUGGACUCCUGUUCAGACUCUAGAAUCUUCCCCGAGUGGACUGAGCAACUUCACGGUCGAACAGAGAGACAGCGGCCGGGCCUUGCUGCUGCGGUGGCCGGAGCCUGCGAGGAGCAACGGCGUGAUUCAGACAUACCACAUCUUCAGUGACGGGAUCCUGGCGUACACGGGCUUGAGCCGCCGGUUCCUCUUCCGACGCCUGGCCCCUUCCGCGGUCUACACGCUGACCCUGGAGGCCUGCACCCGGGCCGGCUGCACGCGGUCCGCGCCGCAGCCUGUGCGCACCGACGAAGCCCCGCCGCAGUUUCAGCCGCCUCCCCGGGUCCAGUCUGUGGGCUCCACCAACGUGGAGCUGACCUGGUCUGAGCCCGUUCACCCAAAUGGAAAGAUAAGUCGCUAUGAAGUGAUUCGCCGAUGCUCCGAGGGAAAAGCUUGGGGGAAUCAGACCCUCCAGGCCGAUGAGGAUGUCGUUUUCACGGAAUACAACACUGAAAGGAGUGCAUUUGUGUAUAACGACACCGGUUUGCAGCCGUGGGUGCCGUGUGAAUAUAAAAUCCACACGUGGAAUUCCGCGGGCCACGCCUGUAGCUCGUGGACAGCGGUAAGGACGAUGCCGGCGCCUCCCGAAGGUCUCUCUCCACCCAACAUCACCUGUGUAUCUCUUAGUCCCCCAAAACUGCUGAUUUCCUGGGUCCCUCCCAGGCAGCCCAACGGCGUCAUCCAAUACUAUCGGCUCCACAAGAACGGGGCGCUCUCCCCUCUCAGUUUUGACGCUGGGACUUUCAGUUACACCGAUGAAGAACUGCUCCCUUCCUCCACGUACAGGUACGCGGUCGCAGCUUGCACGAGUGGAGGCUGCCGCACCAGCACAGCCAGCAGCACCGUGACUCCCGAGGCUGCUCCGGACGGGGUCAGCCCCCCCGCGCUUCGGGCCAUCAGUGCCACUCAGAUCAGUGCAUCUUGGUCUGCGCCAUCGAUCCAAAAUGGAAAGGUCACCAAAUACAUACUUCGAUGUAAUGGUCAGGAGUACCCUGCUGGGCAGAGCCUGUCCCUGCUGAUCGGUCACCUGCAGCCUCACACCCAGCAUAACGUCUCCCUCAUAGCUUGUACAAAUGGAGGGUGUGCGGCGAGUGUGUCAGAAUCGGCCUGGACCAUGGAGGCCCCGCCCCAGGACAUGGACCCCCCAGAAUUGCAAGUCACAGGCUCUGAGUCCAUUGAAAUCACCUGGAAACCUCCAAGGACCCCAAAUGGCCACAUCCGAAGUUAUGAACUUAGGAGGGACGGAACCAUCGUCUAUAUCGGCCUGGAAACUCGCUACCAUGACUUCACCCUCACCCCAGGCGUGGAGUAUGGCUACACAGUGACUGCCUUCAACAGCCAGGGGGGCGUUUUGAGUCCGCUCGUCAAAGAUCAAACCAGCCCCUGGGCGCCUUCAGGGAUGGAACCCCCGAAAUUACAGGCCAGUGGUCCUCGGGAGAUCUCAGUGAACUGGGACCCCCCCGUGAGGACCAAUGGCCAUAUCGUCAACUAUACCCUCUUCGUCCAUGAGCUGCUUGAAAGAGAAAUAAGAACUGUACACAUAAAUGCAACGCAUAAUUUGUUUGGCACGCGAGCAUUCGUGGUAAACCAGCUGGAGCCGUUUUGUAGGUAUGAAGUACGGAUCCAGGCCUGCACUGUGCUGGGGUGUGCGUCCAGCGACUGGACACCUAUACGGACCCCCGAGACAGCACCUGAAGUGCAGCCUCCCCCACACCUGGAGGUACAGACGGCCCCCGGGGGGUUCCGGCUCACGGUUUCCCUGUCGUGGACAGGACCGCUUCGGCCAAAUGGACGCAUUUUACACUACGAACUGUACAGAAGGCAAACCUCAACUCCGCCUGGACACCCGAGCCCAGUUCUCACCUAUAACGGAAGCGCGAGCUCCUUCAUGGAUUCCGACCUCUUGCCUUUCACGGAGUACGAGUACCAGGUCUGGGCUGUGAAUUCAGCAGGGAGAGCGCCCAGCAGCUGGAUGCGGUGCAGGACCGGACCCGCCCCCCCGGCAGGCCUCAGGGCCCCCAGGUUCCACGCGGUGUCCCCCACGCAGGCAGUGGUCAACAUCAGUGCCCCCGCGCAGCCCAACGGGGUCAUCAGUCUCUACCGGCUGUUCUCCAGCAGCCCUGGUGCGGCCGACACAGUGCUGUCGGAAGGCCUGGCCGCGCAGCAGACCCUGCACGGCCUGCGGCCCUUCACCACCUACUCCGUCGGCGUGGAGGCCUGCACUUGCUCCAACUGCUGCAGCAAAGGGCCCACCGCAGAGCUGAGGACGCGCCCGGCUCCGCCCUCGGGCCUGUCCUCGCCCCAAGUCCAGACGCUGGCCCCGAGGACAGCCUCCUGCCAGUGGGCUCCCCCACUCUUCCCUAAUGGUGCCGUCCUAAGCUAUGAGCUCCAGCUCCGCGGGGCCUGCCCUCCUGACGCAGACGCUCCCUGCGCCGCCAGCCCGCCCCAGACGAAGCACCGGGGGCCCGGGCGGGCCGCCAGCCUGGGGGGCCUGCGGCCGUACACCACCUACGGGCUGCGGGUCGUGGCCCACAACGAGGCGGGCAGCGCGGCCUCCGAGUGGGUCAGCUUCACCACCCAGGAGGAACCGCCGCAGUACCGCGCGCCCCCCUCGGUGGACGGCAACCUGACCGCGGUGUGCGUCGAGUGGGGCGGCACCUUCCUCCUGAACGGCCCGCUGCGGGACUUCGUGCUGACCGACGGCGGCCAGCGCCUCUACUGCGGCCCGGACACCGCCCUCUGCCUCCCGACGACUGCGGGCCAGACCUUCUCUUUCCAGGUCACGUGCACGACAGAGGAAGGGAGCGUGAGGACGCCUGUGAUCCGGUUUGGCGCGUCUGCUGGGCCGGGCCUGGAGCCGACCACGCCGGGAGGAGAGCCGGGGGCCGGGAGCGGCGGCGUGGAGUUCUACAGCGAGCUGUGGUUCGUCGCGCUCAUGGCGGUCCUGGGCUUGAUCUUGCUGGCCAUCUUUCUGUCCCUGGUCCUGCAAAGAAGAAUCCACAAGGAGCCCUACAUCAGAGAGAGGCCCCCCUUAGUACCUGUUCAGAAGAGGACGUCCUCACUGAGUGUCUACCCGCCGCGGGAAACCCACGUAGGGUUGGCUGACACCAAGAUCCCACACUCUGGGGCGCGCGUGAGUCUCAGGAGCAACCGGAGCAUCUCUGUCCUUCGAAUCCCGAGUCAGAGCCAUCUCAGCCACGCCUAUUCCCACAGCUCUCUGCACAGCAGCGUCAGCCAGCUCAUGCACAUUCAGGACAAGAAAGUCUUGGUCGACGACUCGCUGUGGGAAACCAUCAUGGGCCACGACAGCGGACUGUACGUGGAUGAGGAGGACCUGAUGAACGCCAUCAAGGGCUUCAGCUCGGUGACGAAGGAGCACACCACAUUCACCGACACCCAGCUGUAG